CCUAGUCCUGCCUAGUCCUCCCUCUCUUGGGUCUUUCUCUUGCAAACCCUGCCCAGUGCCUCUUCUUCCUUCUCACCUUUUUUCUCUUUGCCCUUUUUGCCUCCUAGGUGCCUCCAGCUGCUGCCUCCAUCGCUGCCAUGCCUCCAAUCCAGUCCUCAGAACUUAAGCUAGGCAAAAAAAUAAAUGAAGGGAAAACAAAGGAGGUUUAUGAAUUGCCCAGCCUCCCUGGAUGCGUUCUCUUACAAUCAAAAGACCAGAUAACUGCUGGAAAUGCAGCUAGAAAGGAUCUCAUGGAGGGGAAGGCUGCAAUUUCAAAUACCACAACAUGCACUGUGUUUCAGUUGCUAAAGGAAGCUGGAAUCAAAACAGCUUUUGUGAGAAAGCAUAGUGAAACAGCAUUUAUAUCUGGUCAUUGUGAAAUGAUUCCAAUUGAAUGGGUUUGUAGGAGAAUUGCUACAGGUUCGUUCCUGAAAAGAAACCCUGGUGUCAAGGAAGGCUACAGAUUUUACCCACCUAAAAUUGAGAUGUUUUAUAAGGAUGAUGCAGCAAACGAUCCACAGUGGUCUGAAGAGCAACUUAUUGAAAGUAAAUUCCGGUUUGCUGGCCUUGAAAUUGGACAAACUGAAGUUGAUAUUAUGGCCCAGUCUACCCAAGCAAUUUUUGAAAUACUUGAGAAAGCAUGGCAGCCUCAGAACUGUACUUUAGUAGACAUGAAGGUUGAGUUUGGUGUUAAUGUAGUGACUAAAGAGAUUGUUCUUGCUGAUGUCAUUGAUAAUGAUUCUUGGAGGUUGUGGCCAUCUGGAGACAGAAGACAGCAGAAAGACAAACAGUCAUACCGUGAUCUCAAAGAAGUAACUCCUGAAGCAUUGCAAAUGGUGAAAAGAAACUUUGAAUGGGUGGCUGAAAGAGUGGAGCUGUUGCUGAAACCGCAGAGCCAAGGCAGAGUGGUUGUGCUUAUGGGCUCAACUUCAGAUCUUGCUCACUGUGAGAAGAUUAAAAAGGCAUGUGGAAACUUUGGUAUUCCUUGUGAGUUACGGGUGACUUCUGCUCAUAAAGGACCAGAUGAGACACUAAGAAUCAAAGCUGAAUAUGAAGGUGAUGGCAUUCCUACAGUGUUCAUAGCAGUGGCUGGGAGAAGCAAUGGAUUGGGACCUGUGAUGUCUGGAAACACUGCAUAUCCUGUUAUCAACUGUCCCCCACUGUCAGGAGAUUGGGGUGCUCAGGAUAUAUGGUCAUCACUGAGGCUGCCCAGUGGUCUUGGUUGUUCCACUGUUCUUUCACCUGAAGGUGCUGCACAGUUUGCUGCUCAGGUUUUUGGGCUGAAUAAUCACUUAGUUUGGGCCAAGCUGCGAUCAAGUAUGUUGAAUACAUGGAUCUCCUUGAAGCAGGCUGACAAAAAGAUGAGAGAAGACACUGCAUAGAUGGCUUCUGUUGGUGUAUCAUUCCUAAUACAAGAACGCUUGUCAUAACAAGAAAUUACUUUUCUCAGAUGCUAACAAUGACUCUACAGGUGAGAUCUUUCUUCCAAACAACUGAAGAAUAAUCUCUGGAAGCAGCAUCAUAUAAAUAUUACUAUAGAAUAGUUCUUACUGAUCUAUUUUGAUGGCUUAUUAAGUAAAACUGGUUAUGUGUAUUGAUGUGUAAUCCUGUAGAGAAUAUGUCCACUAGGGAUUUACCAAAAGUUUAUAUUAAAAAACUAGCAAUAACAAAUAGAUUUAACUCUAGUUUCUAAAGAUGACCUUAUUCUGGAAUGUAAUUUGGCAUGGUACUUGUGGACCUAUCUGUGCUGAGGAGAAAGAUGCAGAAAAUAAGUCACUACAGCUGGGAAUAAAAAUAGCUUUCUCUAA
Messenger RNA from Sceloporus undulatus (fence lizard), 1847 nucleotides. RefSeq names its product multifunctional protein ADE2. The record is from RefSeq and is a predicted model, not a curated record. Lineage: Eukaryota; Metazoa; Chordata; Lepidosauria; Squamata; Phrynosomatidae. Gene Ontology annotation, molecular function: phosphoribosylaminoimidazolesuccinocarboxamide synthase activity. Bases 138 to 1421 code for a protein of 427 amino acids. The transcript is spliced from 9 exons. Gene Ontology annotation, biological process: 'de novo' IMP biosynthetic process.